UAUAUACACACACAUACAUACACAUACGCACACGCACAUACGCGCACAGUUUUAAAACUAUGUGUUAUGUGUAUACAUAUAUAUGUAUAUAUCUUCUCAGAUUUUAUUUUGUACUUAAAAUAAUAGGACUUAUAAAUCUGUCUUUUUUAUGAUAAAACUGCAUCGUACUAAAAAAAAGUCGUCAAGGCAAAAAGUUUCUUUUGAAAAUUUUUAAAUUUUUAAGUUCACAGAGAUAUUUAAUGUCACUAUAGAAUCUUCGUCUAGAGAGAUAUAUCAAACUAAUUUCUUAACUAUACAAAUAUAUUGGAAAUCCACCGGAAGUAUAUAUGUUGUAGAACGAAAUUCACUAAUUAAAAUUCGUAAAUAAUGCAUUCUUAAAUAUUAUUAACAAUUUUCUUUCACCGAAUAAUGGCGUUUAUGUUUAAGAUUUAUUUUAAUAUCAGAUUUACGAUAAUUAUGGAGCAAAAUAACGAGCAAGAUCAUUCUAAAUAUAAUAGAUCUAAUAAUCUGCAAUACCCGACUGUUUGUAAAUUUGGCGAAAUACAAGAAUACUUACAUAUAUUUAACAUAUAUAUACAUAUACAUGUUGCGUGAUAUAUUUAUGCACAUACAUAUAUAUGUGUGUCGAUUUCCUCACGCGUAUACGCAUACGUGUGUGUGUGCGUGCGAAUAUAUUACAAAACGUUUGGAAAUAUGGAGAUUUUGGUUAAAAAUAUCGAAAUUUAGGUGUUCUUUUUGAUCUGCAAAUCAACAUGACUGUGAAAUAAGGGACCAGGAAUGUCGAUCUGUACAAUAGUACAUAACACUUAAAUAUAUUUCGAUACGUGUGUGAUACAGAAUUAAUAGAUCUGCAGAUAAAUUAUAUAUAUUAUUCAUUCCACUUUUAUAAUUUAAGUUUCAAAUGACUAAUACAAAUGAGUAAUCACAGAAGAGAUUUAUUUUUGUCAAUUUCGAAGUGUAAACUGUAGAAGAAUAAAGAUAAUUUUUGGAAAAUUUAUUAGUUUAGUUGUUAAAUUGUCGACAAUAUUGCGGAAUGUGCGAGAUAAAGAAAAACGCAAUCAGCGAGGGAGAAGGGAAAGAGAGGAUAAUCGAAAGUUGGAUUGAAAGAAAAUCGAAAGUACCGAAGCGUAACUCAAGGAAGAUAAUUUUUUUUUCGAGAAUUCUCGGCACGUUUCAGCAGCUCGUGGUCGUGCUAACGUAGCGGCAAUUGACUCACGAGAUAAACAUGGUGCAAGAAAUAGUCAGAAGUAAUUGUUGACUCCUUCGAAGGAUUAGAAAGCUGCGGCGAAACGAAACGUAUAAAACAUCGGCGUUGGAGGCUCUCUCUUUAGUUCAACGUAUCGAAUUGUCAAAUUCUCAGCUCAUGAAGAUGAUGAAUAAUUUGAGUACCGUGUUGGCGCUGUUGUGCGUGGUUUGUGACGUGCUAGGUGGUCGCCGUUAUAUUGCGAUUCCCGUCGACGGCGUCGACGGUAUCGACAUAAUCGAGGUGAACUCAAUCGCACCGUCGUUGUCAAGGAUGGCUCGGCAAACGGAAGCGUAUAUGCCGGCCGGCGUUGUUCAUCAGGACGACUCCGAGCGUACAGAGCGAUCAGCCACACGCAUUCUGGAUUACGUCGACUUCGGUGGACAUACCGGGUCCAACGGUGCUUUUAGUUGGUACGCCGACUAUCCGGCUCAUCGUUUAUCAUGAGCUCAUUGCAGCUCAUUGAAAUAAUAUCGGGGAGAAUUCGCAACAUCAUUCGUAUGUGGUAUAUUCGUAACACGCAAUGGAAAUUAUCUGGAAAGGACACAGAAUACAGAUACAGAAGGAAUAGCUGUGAUUAUAUAAGAAUUUGGGAACUAGAAGUCGUAGUAUGCACGAGAAAUACCUUGUCAAGCAAGUUCUUCACAAGUCAUGGUCACAUUUUAACAUGCUCGAGAUAUCGAGCAAUCUCGAGAAAAGAGAAGAGGCACGAAAGAUUCGCGGAGGAUGAUGAUAUGUAUGUUGCAUUGUAAUUAAGUUUUCUUUAUUUUCUGGUACUCGUUAUACAAUUACAAUAAAUAGCGAAGGGGGGAUUGACAACAAAUCUCUUUGUUUUUAUUAUUUUUUCUUCUUUACGUUAACAUUCAGCUAGGAAUCUAUGAAUCUAUAAAUCCAGCGAAAUCGAUGCGUUAAUCGGUGGUUUUCCUAGCCUUCCGAACAAAUCAAACAUCGGAUUCGUCGAUAAAACGACAUAGGUUAUUGUAUAUCGUGUGCGUGUAUGUGUGUGUGGGU
Messenger RNA from Harpegnathos saltator (Jerdon's jumping ant), 2254 nucleotides. RefSeq lists its product as uncharacterized. The record is from RefSeq and is a predicted model, not a curated record. The transcript has 2 exons. Lineage: Eukaryota; Metazoa; Arthropoda; Insecta; Hymenoptera; Formicidae. Bases 1364 to 1690 code for a protein of 108 amino acids.